This is a messenger RNA of Torulaspora delbrueckii, 1794 nucleotides long. RefSeq names its product ubiquitin-protein transferase activating protein CDC20 (gene CDC20). Gene Ontology annotation, biological process: anaphase-promoting complex-dependent catabolic process; positive regulation of ubiquitin protein ligase activity; positive regulation of anaphase-promoting complex-dependent catabolic process. Lineage: Eukaryota; Fungi; Ascomycota; Saccharomycetes; Saccharomycetales; Saccharomycetaceae. The record is from RefSeq and is a predicted model, not a curated record. The transcript has a single exon. Bases 1 to 1794 code for a protein of 597 amino acids. Gene Ontology annotation, cellular component: anaphase-promoting complex. Gene Ontology annotation, molecular function: ubiquitin ligase activator activity; protein binding; anaphase-promoting complex binding.
AUGGUUGAUGUUACCGAAAAAUCAACGUUGGCCAAUAAUGCUAAUAGGUCAGUUUUAUCUUUGACAUCACCAGCAAAACUAAACAUUAUGUCGUCAGAUUGGUCCAGAAGCCAAGGUAAGAUUACAAAAAAACCAUUAAGGCGUACAAAUUCACUCAACUCCAGAGCCAUUAAUAACAGUAGUGGUAACUCGAUUUAUUCUCGUCCUCCCAUAUCUCUACCGCCACCUCCAUUAAUUAGACGAAAUUCUUCAUUCUUUGCCGACGAUGGUGAUAAGAACGAUUCAACGAGGGGAGGUAGAACCCAUUCUUCAGGAUCAGCAGGUGGCGCUGCGCAGCCUUCUUCGAUUCAAGAGACGGAGGUAAUCACUUCAGAUAGAUUCAUUCCAACAUUACAAAGUAAUCAACAAAAUAAAGUUGACCCUAUGGUACUGGGAGAAGAGUUUCCACCUCCUAAUGCUUCUCCCACUGCACAUUUGAGAGCACAAACGAAGAUGGUUUUCAAACAAACGGUUGCAAAAGCUUGUGGUCUAGACAUGGGUCAGAGAAUUUUGCAGUAUAUGCCACAACCUCCAGUAGCAUCUUUCAAACGACAAAGUUAUAGCAUGAACAAGAGAUGCCAUUAUAAUUAUCAGCAAGAGUCUCAACCAGAGUUGGUAAAAUUAAGGAAAAUUAAUAGUAAUCCAGAGAGAAUACUGGAUGCACCCGGUUUCCAGGAUGAUUUUUAUCUUAAUCUUUUGAACUGGUCAUCUAAAAAUGUAUUGGCGAUUGCAUUGGAGACUGCGCUUUACCUGUGGAACGGUGCUACCGGUGACGUUACCAUGUUGGUAGACUACGAAACUACCAAGAUUACGAGUUUGAUAUGGUCUGACGACGAUUGCCAUCUUUCCAUCGGUAAAGAAGAUGGGAAUAACGAAAUAUGGGAUGUUGAGACUAUGUCACUCGUUAGAACCAUGAGAUCAGGUCUUGGAGUGCGAAUUGGGACACAAUCGUGGCUUGAGACUCUAAUAGCUACUGGUAGCCGUAGUGGAGAGAUUCAAAUAAACGACGUACGAAUCAAGCAGCAUAUAGUAUCGACAUGGGAUAAACAUUGUGGUGAGGUUUGUGGAUUAAGUUAUAAGAGCGAUGGAUUACAAUUGGCAUCUGGUGGCAACGAUAAUACAGUCAUGAUUUGGGACACAAGAGUCUCAAUGCCCCAAUGGAUAAAAAGAAGUCAUACUGCUGCAGUAAAGGCACUCAGUUGGUGUCCAUACAUGCCAAACCUGUUAGCUUCCGGUGGUGGACAAACCGAUAAGCAUAUUCAUUUUUGGAACACUGUCACUGGCGCAAACGUUGGUUCCAUUAGUACUGGGUCGCAGGUCAGUUCAUUGCAUUGGGGUCAAAGCUAUACUAGUUCCUCCGGUAGUAUGAAUCGUGAAAUAGUAGCUACCGGCGGUAGCCCAUCGAAUGCCAUCUCAGUCUUCAACUACGACACCAAAUACAAGGUGGCCGAAAUAAUGCAAGCACACGAAUCAAGAAUAUGUUGCUCACAAUUAUCACCAGAUGGUACUACACUUGCCACUGUUGGUGGAGACGAAAACUUAAAAUUUUAUAAGGUGUUUGAACCUAGAAGACGAAACAGAAGGAAAACCAAGUCAGUUGUCGGUGAUGUGAUGAGCCUAUUCAGUCAUGGAACUUCAAAUGACGAUUAUGAUCAUCUAAAGAGCAGUCAGGAGACUAUCGAUGAUUGUAACGCCGACGACGAAUCACCAGUAAGGUCAUCCAAACGAAAGACUAGUGAAUUCUUGAUCAGGUAA